GUCCCUCCCUCUCUGCCACUAUCCGUCGGCCAGGCUGCUGCAGCGCUCAACCUGCCCGGGAUACAACACCAGAAAUCAGCCAUGUCUGACAAACUCCCCUUCAAAGUUGCUGACAUCACCCUGGCCGAGUGGGGGCGUAAGGCCAUUGAUAUCGCAGAGAACGAGAUGCCCGGUCUGAUGAAGAUGAGGGAGAUGUACAGUCAGUCCAAGCCUCUGAAGGGCGCCCGCAUCGCCGGCUGCCUCCACAUGACCCUGCAGACCGCCGUGCUCAUCGAGACCCUCAUCGCCCUCGGAGCUGAGGUUCAGUGGUCCAGCUGUAACAUCUUCUCCACUCAGGAUCACGCUGCUGCCGCCAUCGCCAAGGCUGGUAUUCCAGUGUACGCGGGGAAAGGAGAGACAGAGGAGGAGUACGUGUGGUGCAUACGAACAGACUGUGUACUUCAAAGGACGGUCAGCCCCUCAACAUGGAUCCUGGACGACGGAGGAGACCUCACCAACCUGGUCCACAAGAAGUACCCCAAACUGCUGCCAGGUAUCCGUGGAGUGUCUGAGGAAACGACCACAGGUGUCCACAACCUGUACAAGAUGAUGAAGAAGGGCGAUCUGAAGAUCCCCGCCAUCAAUGUCAACGACUCUGUCACCAAGAGUAAGUUUGACAACCUGUACGGCUGCAGGGAGAGUCUGAUCGACGGCAUCAAGCGCGCCACUGACGUCAUGAUCGCCGGGAAAGUCGCCGUGGUGGCGGGUUACGGUGACGUGGGCAAAGGCUGCGUCCAGGCUCUGCGCGGGUUCGGAGCUCGCGUCAUCGUCACCGAGAUCGACCCCAUCAACGCCCUGCAGGCCGCCAUGGAGGGUUAUGAGGUCACCACCAUGGACGAGGCCUGUAAAGAGGGAAACAUCUUCGUCACCACCACCGGCUGCGAGGACAUCAUCCUGGGACAACACUUUGAGAACAUGAAGGACGACGCCAUCGUCUGUAACAUCGGACACUUCGACUGCGAGAUCGACAUGAGCUGGCUCACCAAGAAUGCUGCGGAGAAGGUCAACAUCAAGCCUCAGGUUGAUCGUUACCGCCUGAAGAGCGGGCGUCACAUCAUCGUCCUGGCUGAGGGCAGACUGGUGAACCUGGGCUGUGCCAUGGGACACCCGUCCUUCGUCAUGAGCAACUCCUUCACCAAUCAGGUGCUGGCUCAGAUCGAGUUGUGGGUGAACACCUCCAAAUACCCCGUGGGAGUCUACUUCCUGCCCAAGAAGCUGGACGAGCAGGUGGCCGCCGCCCACCUGGACAAACUGGGGGUGAAGCUGACCAAGCUGACAGACAAGCAGGCCAAGUACCUGGGUCUGCCCAACGAGGGGCCCUUCAAACCGGACCACUACCGCUACUGAGCCCCCCCUCCCCCGAGCCCUGCUGGGGAGAGGAGGAGAAGGAGGAGGAGUGGCUGGACAGGUGUUGGUGUGUUGGUGGAUGAUGGGAGCUCUGGGACAGUUUCUCCAGGUUUCACUCUGGGAGCCAAAUAUCAAGUUUUCAGGGACAGAAACAGUUUGAUUUUCCCUCUUUAAAAAACAAAAAAACAAAAAACUUUUCAAUCAAACGCCGUGUUCUGCUUUUACUGAUCCUCCAUAGAGCUGCAGAGUAGAAACAGGAAGUAGACACAAAGCUUCAUCAGUAGUUUGAUGUGGGAGUGUUAAGUGUCAUAAAGUCGAAUCAACAAUCAGCUGAAAGUUUAGUUUGUCUCAUCGUGUUAUUUCCCUCCGACACCUUCAUCCCUCGUCCGUCUCUCCUCUUCCUCAUCAGCUCUCCUGAAACACCGUCAGUGGCCGUCAGAGACUCUUCCUCUUGUUCAUGUCAUUCCCUCCUUUAAUGGAAAAAAUAAACCUCUUCUAUCCGACCUCCAUCUCGCAGCGUCUCCAGGAGAGAAGGUUUCGAGGCAGAUGGUUUAGUGUACAGUGGCCUUAUUCCAUAACACUGCCCUGUGUUAGCACUUAACUCAAACUGUACGUGAACUGAAGACGAGCGCCGCUGCCAAAGGAACCUCCAACGCUCCUCCUGUUUCUGCCUGAGUCUUAUUCUGUUGCCUCAUUUUCCUCCUUUAUUGUGAUUUUUAUUUAAUUUGACUUAAAGGGCCAAAACAUGUGCAACAGCCCCCCGCCCCACCCCCUCUUUUCAUGUCUCACUGUAGUGAAUCAGGUUGUUCAGACGCUGGGUGGAGUCAGUGAUGGUCGUGGUUACAGCCUGAAGCAGAGUUCAACUUCCUGUAAACCAUGGAUUGAAAACUGAAAAAUAAAGAUGUUGACUCUGA
Messenger RNA from Seriola dumerili (greater amberjack), 2300 nucleotides. It is a transcript of the gene ahcy, whose product is annotated as adenosylhomocysteinase. Gene Ontology annotation, molecular function: adenosylhomocysteinase activity. Lineage: Eukaryota; Metazoa; Chordata; Actinopteri; Carangiformes; Carangidae. The coding region runs from base 82 to 1386 and encodes 434 amino acids. Gene Ontology annotation, cellular component: cytosol. The record is from RefSeq and is a predicted model, not a curated record. The transcript is spliced from 11 exons. Gene Ontology annotation, biological process: L-methionine cycle.